This is a messenger RNA of Drepanopeziza brunnea f. sp. 'multigermtubi' MB_m1, 2259 nucleotides long. The record is from RefSeq and is a predicted model, not a curated record. Lineage: Eukaryota; Fungi; Ascomycota; Leotiomycetes; Helotiales; Drepanopezizaceae.
AUGCCAGCGAAGAAACCUCGACCGCGCCGGUCAACAGCAGAUCCAGCUCCUCCACCCCGUCCGCGGACGCACGCUUUUACGGGAUGCCUCACAUGCAGAGAGCGUCAUGUGAAAUGCGACUUGGGGCGGCCAACGUGUCGGAACUGUGCCCGUCUCAAGGUGUUGUGCGAGGGCUACUCUCGCAAAUACUCGUGGAUGCCACCGAAGAUGCCCGAGGGUAGAGGACGAGUGUCUGAUACGAAGUCGCGGCCGGGGGUUGAGGAGAGUCAAACAAGUCGUCGGGUACUUUUUUCAGAUGAAGAGAGGGAGGCUAUGGUCCUUCGGAUGAGGGACGAGUGCUGUGUGAACUCGUCCUACCUGGAUCUGGACCGCGUUCUUCGAGAAUUGCAAGAAAAGGUUAGCGAAGUAGGCGAAUUCACCAGGAUUGGACCUUUUAGCAUCUUUCCGAGUUGUCCACCCGCAAAGGCUCCUCUACCCCAAGGAGAGACUUUUCCGAUGGUAGAGGUCGUGGAGCAGACGGAACGAACCCAGAGUCCUGUACCAGAUUUAUCACUCUCGCCAUUUCCUUGGGGUGAGAUUGACGGGAUCAUACAUUGGGACCUCGACACUGCCCUGGUCCCGAACGCAAAAACACUCGUCAGUGCGGAUGUAGACUCAAACUGGGAAAUUGGAAUUGCAGACUCGUCACUAAGCUUUGCAAGCGAUAUCAACGACGCAGAUAUGGAUCUGCUUCCAGGUUUGGGUUCGAAGCUAGACCAGUGUUUUGGAGUGAACAUUGGUAAUACAGCUGCCAAAUCUUUGCGUGUACAUGCUAACAUAUCAGAACCAACUGGAGCUACUAGUCAUGAUCCAAUGUCCUCGCAACUGAAUUUCUUAGAUGCAGUACCCACAAUAUUGCAGAUGCCAAACACCGAGAACAUGUCCAAAAUUCCACCUGAAGCACGGCUUCUCUUAGAUUACUAUUCUUCCAAAAUUAUCGACUGUCUGUCUAUGUCACCGUUUCAGAAGCCUCCGUGGAAGACGAUACAUCUACCCUGUGCCAUGAGUGCUCUCGCCGAGAUUAUGGUGCACGGGGAAACAAGAAGCCUUGCGAAGAUGGCUCUCUUUUAUGCGCUGCUCUCCAUCAGCUCCUUUCACGUGAGCUGUGUGAACCAAGAAUCAGAGGAGCAGUCGCAACAUUGGAAAGCGAGAGGAGUCGAGCACAAGAAUACCGCAGAAAGGUUCCUACGACUGGCACUUGAUAAGAAUCUGCCCAAGGCGAAGAGAGGCAAAUACAAGGAGGUACUUAUGAGUACACUUAGCAUGGUUACAAUCGGAGUUUUCAGUGGUGAUAUGCAGAAUUCGCAUGGCUACCUCGCCGAGAGCGAAGCACUGAUCAGGACCUACGGACUGCCCAAGCCUGUCAAAUCCAUCAGGAUUUCCAAGCUUCACCAUAUAUUCUCAUACCUACGUAUCAUUCAAGAGACCACCUCACUGAGAGUCAGCAACGCUGCGAGCGAAAGCAGCAAUAGCAAUGAGAGGGUGGCGGACACUGAGAGCGGAACGAGCCUGGAGCUGUCGAACAACAUAGCACAGUCGGCAAGCUCGAGAGUGGCUUGGAUAGAGGAGGAGGAGGAAGCCGAAGAUCUAAAAGAAGACCCGCUCUUCGUUUCAAUCUAUCAGUUGCCGUCAACCCUCAUGUCCCUCCUGUCCCAGACAUCCUCGCUCUCGAAACAGUUGGAGUCUGCGGAUUGCUCAACGCCGGAGUUCGCUAGGAGAUGCCAAAUUAUCGAAGAUCGCAUCUUCAAGUGGAAAGCACCGGACGAUUUGAGCCUCACGGGUCACUUCGGACCAGACCUCUCUGAGUCUCCCAAUGCUGCCGCGAAGGAGAUAGUGGCGCAUCUGGUGAACGCCACAUAUCUGGCACUCGUUGUGCAUUUCCAGCGCCAGAUCCGCAACACAAACCCUCGUGUUCUACAGCAUUACGUUACAAGCGCGGCCGACCACCUUCUAGCGCACGAGCAGCUCAAGCCGAGCCUAAACAUGUCGUUCGCGCCCUUUCCGUGGCCCGGGUUCAUUGUGGGAUGCGAGGCUUACGAAGGCCCCGCGCGUCAGAAGAUCGAUCUUUAUUUCAAGAGUCUGCGGUCUUACAAUGUUGGCAGUGUGGACGCAGCGGGGAGGGUCGUUCGCGAAGUAUGGAAGCGACAGGACUCUGGGCGGCAUGACCAUCGGUGGGAGGAUGUGUUGAAGGACUGGGGGCUUCAGAUCGUUUUGACAUGA